This is a messenger RNA of Ruditapes philippinarum (Manila clam), 1382 nucleotides long. RefSeq lists its product as uncharacterized. Gene Ontology annotation, biological process: signal transduction. Lineage: Eukaryota; Metazoa; Mollusca; Bivalvia; Venerida; Veneridae. The record is from RefSeq and is a predicted model, not a curated record.
UACUGUUUAUGCUUAUCAUUGUUAACGGGGAUUUCCAAUUUAGGUUCAAGGUUGUCUAAAAAUAACUUAUUCAAAUAGAGGUUAGGUAAUCUAGAGUUUAAACGUGUGUUAAAAUGGACGAUUGUGGAACCAGCACGCAUUUACUUAAAUCAGAUGGAAAUAGUUUCAACGCAACGGAAGAUCUGUCAAACACAAAUGAAUAUGUGAAUGAACUACCAAUACCGUUUGAUAAACUUACAGAAGAAGAUAUCAUUAAGAAAGACGAUGUAUUACCAGAAGCGAGCAUUUUUGCACCAGGAGAGGACAGUAAUGAUAGACAUCCCCGUUUAAGACAGAAAAUACCGACAUUACCAGAUGGUAAAGACAAAUACUUUUUUGUAUCUCAUAGUAGCGAAGAUAGCACCCAGGUGUUAACGUAUGUUGAAAUUUUAGAAACUCGUUUUGAUCUUACAUGCUUGUACUCAGAUCGGGAUUUUCAACCUGGCAAGGACAUAUCUGAAAACGUCAGGGAAGGAAUGAAUAGAUCAUUAAAAGUGUUACUAUUCUUGUCGCCACGUUUUCAUGAGAGCGGAUGGUGUAAGUUCGAAAGGGAUUUUGCUUUCAUUCAAUCUAUUGACAAUGGUUCGAGCUGUGUUAUUCCGGUGGUUCUGGAAGAAUGUGAGCUACCGACUACUCUCAAAACGUUGACAUACAUUGAUGCUACAAGUCCAGAAGUAGAUGUGCCUUUAAAGAUUGUCGAAGCUCUUCUUGAUACAAAUGAAGCUGAUGGAUUUCUUCCCCUGGAUGUCAUCCAUUCGCAAGAGAUAUGCGAAAAUGGAUACAGCUAUGGUAUCAAGGGUAAAAGAGAAGAAACGUUCUGCAGUUUAUCUCCAGCCAAAUAUCAAUUCCAUGUAAAUCAGACAUUGCACACGACUCUGAGAGAUCAUAAAGUAGAGAUUCCUGAAAAUCUGACAGAGGAGACAAUAGCGAUGGUUAACAAAGCCAAAUGGAUGAAUUGGUAUGAUUAUCUUAAAAGAAAGAACUUAAUGUUUUGGUUUGGUUUAAGCACUCCGCUUCCUAUCUUUAUAUAUUUGUUUAUAUGUAAGACAGAGGACUUAGCUAACGCAUCACGUACACACUUCUCAAGUGAUUACUUGGAUUGGAUUGAAAACCGGCUGACAUCGUUCUUUAUUGUUUUGAUGUUCAUCUUAGCUUUGGGCAUACUUUACAUUGUCCUAAUACCAAUAAUAUGGCGCAGACAAUUGGGCGACCUUGUUCUUCAAAGUGAGAUGUGGCAACAGUUUGGAGAUCAGUUCUAUGCUUCGAACUGCCUGAUUCUAUUUUCUCAUAAGAACAAGUUACCAGUUUUAUAUUUCAUGCGGUAUCGUUUUGAUAAAUGCGAG